AUGAGCGAAGCAGGAACUAUAAAGGUGACUAAAGGUUCUUUAGUCAUGCUGAAAGGCAAGCUGGAGAACGGCCUUUACACAUUGGUCGGAAGCACCAUUGUUGGCUCUGCAAAUGCAUCUACAGUGCAUUUAUCUAAUGAUGACAAGGUAAGACUAUGGCACAUGAGUCUAGGUCAUAUGAGCGCACGUGGACUGAAGAUGUUGAGCAAUCAUAACCUUUUGGAAGGUGAAAAUAUCAACACACUUGACUUCUGUGAGCACUGCGUUCUAAGGAAGCAGAAGAAGGUCAGCUUCAGCACUGGCAAACACAAGACAAGAGGAGUGCUAGAUUACAUCCAUUCAGAUUUAUGGGGUCCUUCUAAACUUCCAUCGAAAGGCAGAAAGAG
Messenger RNA from Nicotiana tabacum (common tobacco), 386 nucleotides. The record is from RefSeq and is a predicted model, not a curated record. Lineage: Eukaryota; Viridiplantae; Streptophyta; Magnoliopsida; Solanales; Solanaceae.